UGCGGUCCAGAAAACUUUACCGAGGUCUUCACAAACAUGGGAGUUUGCUACCAAUUUAACCCGAACCCAGACGAUGUGGCUGUAGACAAAGCAAACAAAGAUGGCGGCCUGGACCUGAUGCUGUUUGUCGAGCAGUAUGACUAUAUGCGGGGUCCACAGACCUCAGUCGGGGUACUGGUCGUUAUCACUGACCACAACGAAACCCAGGCUAUCGCAAAGGAACAGGGCAUUGGACUGACCGUUGGCCAGUCUGUCUCUGUUGGACUUCAGAAGAGUGAUGUUAUUGACCUCCCUCCCCCGCAUGGUGAAUGUGGAACAGCUACGCUGGAUAAUUACCCGCCAGAUGUCACUUACACCUAUCAGAGGUGUCACCUGAACUGUCUGACGUCAUUUAUCAAGAGAAAAUGUGGCUGCGUCACCAUCUAUAUGCCUGGUAAUAUGUUUGUGUUUGAAUUUCACUACCCGUACUGCGAACAGUAA
This is a messenger RNA of Gigantopelta aegis, 480 nucleotides long. Its product is annotated as acid-sensing ion channel 3-like. The record is from RefSeq and is a predicted model, not a curated record. Gene Ontology annotation, molecular function: sodium channel activity. NCBI's taxonomy places the organism in Eukaryota, Metazoa, Mollusca, Gastropoda, Neomphalida, Peltospiridae. Gene Ontology annotation, biological process: sodium ion transport. The transcript is spliced from 3 exons. Gene Ontology annotation, cellular component: membrane. The coding region runs from base 37 to 480 and encodes 147 amino acids.